Molecule: messenger RNA, 2167 nt
Organism: Capsaspora owczarzaki ATCC 30864
Lineage: Eukaryota; Filasterea; Ministeriida; Capsasporidae
Product: ABC transporter
Exons: 7
Coding region: 96-2084 (662 amino acids)
Cellular component (GO): membrane
Molecular function (GO): ABC-type transporter activity; ATP hydrolysis activity; ATP binding
Source: RefSeq, a predicted model, not a curated record
CUCAGUCCUUGUUUUUUUUUUUUCCCCUUGGUCUUUUUUUCUUCUAUUUCCCCAAUCCGUUUCUCUCUCGUCAUCCAUUCAUUCCCCACCUCGCAAUGACUGAGCAAUCCGUCAGAGUCCCAAUUCGCUCUGGUCCAUCAGACGUCAUCUCCGACAAUGACGAUACCACCCCGCUGCUGAGCUCCGGAGCCACGUCCCCAACCAAGUUCAGUGCAUCCUACUCGCGUGCUGUCAAGCGGAUUCCCGCGUACUUUACCUUUAGCAACGUGUCCUACGAGAUCCAAGAGUACAAGACAGUCCAAGACAAGGCGCUUCGCUUGGUGGGACAAAAGAGCGGCACGACCAAACGCAUCCUGCACAAUGUGUACGGCAUGGUCAAGCCGGGCGAAACGCUCGCCAUCAUGGGCCCGUCCGGUUCCGGCAAGACCACCCUGCUUGACAUUUUAGCAGAUCGCAAGGCCAAGGUCCACGGCAACAUUCUGCUGAACGGCGCUCCACGCAACCGCAUCUUCAAGCGCUUGUCUGGUUACGUGUUGCAGCAGGACAUUCUCAUCGGCCACCUGACUGUUCGCGAAGUGCUCACAUUUGCGGCCGAGUUGCGCCUGGACUCUUACAUGUUAAAGUCCGAUCGAGCACGGCGGGUCCAAGAGGUCAUCGACGAACUCAAGCUCACCAAAGUGGCGGAUAGCUAUAUUGGCACUGCAUCGCAUCGUGGCUUGUCUGGCGGCGAGCGCAAGCGCGUGAGCGUCGGUGUCGAGCUCAUUACCAACCCAAGCCUCCUGUUUCUCGACGAGUUUACCACCGGCCUGGAUUCCAAGACAGCGCUGACGCUCAUGGAGACCCUGCAAGAGCUUGCGCGAAAUGGCAACCGAGCGAUUGUGUUUACCAUCCAUCAGCCGCGCUCCAACAUUACCAAGCUGUUUGACAAGCUGCUCUUGCUGGCCGACGGCAGGCAAAUCUUUUACGGCAACGCUCCCGAGGCGCUGCCCUUCUUUGAGGGCUGUGGGUUUAUGUGUGAUGUUCAGACCAACCCCUCCGACUUUUUCCUCGAUAUCAUUGCUGACGACACGGAAGCGGUGCACAAGCUCUCGACCACCUAUGCUCAAUCGUCUCAAUCCGCAACCAUUGUGGAAGAGCUGCGUCGAUGGGAGUCCGUUGGAGGCUCAACGAAUGUCAAUGGUACAAAUUCGUCGUCCCGCGCCAUCGUCUCCCAGUACUCAUCUGCCGGUUACCAGCAGCUGCUCAGUGCGGAUCAGAAAGAUCAGCUCGAGCAGUACGAUGCCAAUGCACGGCACAUUCCGCAGUACGCCGCACCGUUCCACCGCCAAGUCUGGACGCUCCUGCGCCGCGAAGUGCUCUCGACUGUGCGCAAUAUGCAAGUUUUCUGGGCGCAGUUGCUCCAGGCAAUCGCCUUUGGCUGCAUCAUGGGUUCGCUGUGGUCAAACAACAACACCAACCCCGAUCUCGGCAACACGAGUGUCAUCUUCUUUGUGUGCUCGUACCUCAGCAUGAUGGCGUUCAUGGCCGCGCCCCACCUCAUCUCCUUCCGUCAAAACUUUUUCCACGAGCGAUCGAGCGGAUCGUACCGCGCCUCGUCGUACAUGAUUUCGAAAACCCUCGUCGACUUUCCCUUCUACGCCAUCAUUGCGCUGGCCUUCUCUGGCAUUGUCUUUAAAUUUUCGGCCAUGCCCAACGACACCUUCCCGUUUUAUCUCUUGACUUGCAUUCUUGUUGUCUUUACCGCGUCCUCUGUGAUUACGUUUGUCGGCUCGAUCGCGCCCGUCGUGGAGGUGGCGAUGGUUGGUGCAACGCUCAUCAACGGUCUCAGCAUGACUGCCUGUGGCUUCCUUGUCGCGCGCCCCAAUCUGCCGUCGUAUUGGGUCUGGCUGUACGAGAGCUCGUACAUUCACCACGGCUUUGCCAGCCUAUUCCUCAAUUUGUUUGGAGAAGGCUCUCCGCAGGCGCUGUUUCAGUUUGGCUCCGACCAGCCUUUAAAUCGCUGGGAGGGCAUCUGGGUUCUCCCGCUCAUCGCUGUUGCCUUCCGAUUUCUGACAUACCUGGCUCUUCGUCGCAAGCAUGAGUGAUGAUGAGUUUCUGAUGAUUAGUUUUUGAUGUGCAUUGAGAGAGGUUAGAUUUGGAAUUAAAAGCGUUCUUGUGUUUUAUCUGC